CAAUAAUAAUAAUAAUAUGAAUGUACGAAUGAAUUGUAGUUCGAAACAAAAACGACAACGUGAUGAUUCAAAACAAACGGUUGGUGCAAGAACAACAACACAGCAGCAAGAUUCAGCAAUUAAAUCAAGACAACCGAUGAAAGAAACAACAAUAACACAGCAAACAUCACCCGAAAAAUUAACAGCAACCGCAACAACAACAAAAACAGCAUCAAAAACAACAUCCGAAAAUCCACUUUAUAUAAUGGAUGAAAAUCAAAUGUUGGAAUUGUUUAAAAGUUUUCUUAAAAAUAUUAGCUAUCAACAAAAAUUACAAAGAGAAUCAGCAUCAUCAUCAACAGCAGCACCACCAACAAAUCGUGAAAAAACAUUUGUCGAUGAUAAAGAUGAACUUGAAGAAUUGAAUGCCGAAAUGAUUGAACUUUUUGGUCAUAUUAAUACUGUACAAAGUUCAUAUCAGGAAAUUGUACAAUCAUUAAUAUCUAUACAGAAAAAUAAUCGUCGUCAUCAUCGAACAGGUAAUACUAGCCGUACGACAACAACAAUUACAAAACAACCACAAUUAUUACCGAUGGUUGGUGAUUCAAAAUGUAUUGUUGGUGCUGCGGCUGGUACAGGUGCAGCAGGUGCAGGUGGUUGUGAAUUAAAAACAAUGACCAAAGAAAUGAUAAAAACCGAAAAUCCAAAACCAAUCACUUUAGAACCAUUUAUGAAUCCAUCAACACGUAAUGAAUCAUUUAAUCAAUUAUUUCAACGUGUUGAUCGUAUUCGUACCGAAACUGAACAAUUUCGUACAGCAUUUACAUCCGAUGGUACAUUACAACGUGAAUUAUAUGAUAAUAAUAAAAUUACAUUUGAUCAAUAUAAAUAUUGGCAUGAACAGAUACAAGAAUUGGCUGCAAUUGUUGAAUUAAUUUUGCAAGAAUAUAAUCGUGAAGUGCUUGAAUUGUUUCGUCUUUCGCAAACUCCAUCCGAAUAUUGAAAAAAUGAACCGAACCGAGCGAACGAACAAAUCCAUUUGAAAUCAUCAACAACAAUCGAAAAAUUCCAAUCACAAUCAUCAGAUGGCAG
Molecule: messenger RNA, 1071 nt
Organism: Dermatophagoides pteronyssinus (European house dust mite)
Lineage: Eukaryota; Metazoa; Arthropoda; Arachnida; Sarcoptiformes; Pyroglyphidae
Molecular function (GO): ATP binding; ATP hydrolysis activity
Source: RefSeq, a predicted model, not a curated record